AGCGGGGCCCCUUGCCGCAUCCUCCCGAGCCGCAGGGCGGGGUGGGGGGCGGGGCGCGAUGGGGCAGAUCGGCUCGAGCCCCUCGGGCCUGGGCAAGCUCUUCACGCUCUGUCCGCACGACUUCUACGAGGAUGAGGGUUUCGACAACACCUACGAAGUCGACGAGGGCACGCGCGCAGUCGUCAGCAGAUUGUCUUCCGUUUGUGUGCCGGCAUGGGUAAGCAGUAGCUGAAUAAGGAGGGCACGUUAGGCUGCUGUGGAUAGAGGAAAGGAGCAGCCUCACAGAAACCCGAACACAAUGGCAGCUUCGGGCAUUCGGGCACGUGAUCUGUGAAGAGGCACCCUGCGUGUAGACUGAAGCAUCCCGAUAACAUUACGCUGGUGCAUGCAACAUAUUUCCAGCAUUGCGCCAGCGCGAAUGCGGCUCCGACACACGGCACCGCUUUGAAUCGAAGUCGGACUUCAGAAAGCAGUGCUCUCAACCAUGACUUAACGUUGUCCCAGAGAAAUAUUCGCAUUCGAACGUGAUUCGAGCAUGGCCAAACGAGUGUUGUGAUGUAGUUCUGACUGUCGCCACAGAUCAGCAAGGCAGAAGAAGAGCCC
This is a messenger RNA of Prorocentrum cordatum, 603 nucleotides long. Lineage: Eukaryota; Dinophyceae; Prorocentrales; Prorocentraceae. The record is from the annotation of a GenBank genome assembly.